AUGGCGGGCAGGCCUGUUGUUGCAGCGUCAAGAAAGUGGCUGGAAGGGUUUCGAAAAUGGUAUUAUAAUGCUGCAGGAUUCAACAAGCUGGGUUUAAUGAGAGAUGACACAAUAUAUGAGACUGAAGAUGUCAAAGAAGCCAUAAGAAGGCUUCCCGAGAAUCUUUAUAAUGACAGGAUGUUUCAAAUUAAGAGAGCCCUGGACCUGAGCAUGAGGCAUCAGUGGACAAAAUAUGAGGAGGACAAAUUUUACCUUGAACCCUAUCUGAAAGAGGUUAUUCGGGAAAGGAAGGAGAAAGAAGAAUGGGCGAAGAAGAGAACUUGUGGUUGAGAUCUGUGCAUGU
Phodopus roborovskii (desert hamster) is the source of this 343-nucleotide messenger RNA. RefSeq names its product cytochrome b-c1 complex subunit 7-like. Bases 1 to 330 code for a protein of 109 amino acids. The transcript has a single exon. Gene Ontology annotation, biological process: mitochondrial electron transport, ubiquinol to cytochrome c. The record is from RefSeq and is a predicted model, not a curated record. Lineage: Eukaryota; Metazoa; Chordata; Mammalia; Rodentia; Cricetidae.